Aspergillus homomorphus CBS 101889 is the source of this 1011-nucleotide messenger RNA. Its product is annotated as trafficking protein particle complex subunit 13. Bases 1 to 1011 code for a protein of 336 amino acids. NCBI's taxonomy places the organism in Eukaryota, Fungi, Ascomycota, Eurotiomycetes, Eurotiales, Aspergillaceae. The transcript is spliced from 5 exons. The record is from RefSeq and is a predicted model, not a curated record. Gene Ontology annotation, cellular component: TRAPPIII protein complex.
AUGGCGCGUCCUCGUGCCCAUUCGGGCGCCGAUGCCCCUAAAGAGCCCCAUGCGGUCUCUCUCAAAGUCUUGCGGCUAUCGCGUCCGUCCUUGACCUACCAGUAUCCCUUGCCGGCGGCGAAUACGAAGAUCUCAAGCAAAGCAUCACUAAGCUACCCCGCCGAUAACACGGAUGAUCACUUCAUCCUCACGCCUAAUUUGACCCUACCUCCUGCCUUCGGAUCUGCAUACGUCGGCGAGACAUUUGCAUGCACCCUUAGUGCAAACAACGAGUUGUCCGAAGAUGAGGCAUCACGUGUUGUCACAUCUGUCCGGAUUGUCGCAGAAAUGCAAACGCCCUCCCAGGUAUCGUCUUUGGAUCUUGAACCUGCGGAAGAUACGGCUUCGAAGGACGGGCUACAGAAGGGCCAAUCUUUGCAGAAAAUCGUACGGUUUGAUCUUAAGGAGGAAGGAAAUCACAUACUAGCGGUCAGUGUGAGCUAUACAGAGACGUCGAUAGGCACGGACGCGCAGGCAGCAAGCGGGAGAGUGCGGACAUUCCGCAAACUCUAUCAGUUCGUUGCUCAGCCCUGUCUGAGUGUACGCACCAAGGCCUCCGAAUUGGCGCCGCUCGAAGUCGAAAACAAGAGUUUGGGUCCAUACGGGAAGACACGCUUGCUCCGCUUCGCACUAGAGGCGCAGCUGGAGAAUGUGGGUGAUGGUCCCGUCGUGGUUAAGCAAACACGACUCAACCCCAAACCACCAUUCAAGUCGAUUUCCUUGAACUGGGAUCUAGAAGGAUCCGAUCAGUCAGAGUCCCAGCCACCGACACUACAUCCACGCGAUGUCCUGCAAGUUGCUUUUUUGGUUGAGCAAGAGGAAGGGCAGCAGGAAGGCCUCGAGGCCCUACAUAAGGACAUGCGACGCGAUGGACGGGCUGCCCUAGGCCAAUUGUCUAUCGAGUGGCGAGGUGCAAUGGGAGAUAAAGGAUUUCUGACCACGGGGAACCUCUUGACGCGACGACGGGCAUGA